AUGUCGUCAAAUAAUCCGUUUGCUUCUGCCCUCAAGGCACCAGACGCAUACGUCCAUCGCAGAGAACCACCACCAGUCCCACAGGCGAGAACCAAUUCAAACACGCCACCGGCACGUCCUCCUAAACUCGAUUCUGCCUUACCUCCUUCAUAUGAAGAAGCAGCAGGGCCUGAGAAGACAAGAAAAGAAUAUCCUAGGGAAAAACUGGGUUCAUCAUCGUCUAGACACCACUCGUCAUCCAGACGUCAUCGCUCUCACAGUGAUAGUGGUACUGGUACAGGAAGACACAGUCGCUCCAACAGAGAUAAGGAAAGACGUCACAAGAAGAAAUCCCAACCAGAGCCUGUUAAAGCUAAGAACUUGGAUACCAUCGAUAAAUUGGACGUGACAGGAUUCUUCGGAGGCGGUUUCCAUCAUGAUGGACCAUUUGAUGCGUGUACUCCACAUAGGAAUAAGAAUGUUAAAGCUGCUCCAGUAAUGGCAUUCCCUGCUGAUGGUCCAAAUAGCUCAAUAAAGGGUGCGGGUGGAAACAUUGACAAAAACGAACAAAUGAAUUUGGCAUUUGGUAACUACGAUGGAGAACAAGACCAAUUAGUGGGUAAGACUUCACCAGUAAGACACCAGAGUAAUGAUAAUCAAGUGCCAUUGAUUAAGACUAAUAGAAAAACUAAUGAUGUCCCCACAUCGUUAUUCACACCAAAGCAAAAUCCUUCUGUGAUGAAUUUCGACGCCAAUAUGAAGGCCGAACCAAUACACGGUUCAACCACUGCUGGUUUAGGUUCUUCGACUUUUAUCGAUGGUGCACCUGCUCCAAGAGCUACCGAUGAUCAAUUUUUAAGUGUCAACGGCGGUGGUUUAGGAAGAAAGAAAUCGUUAGUUCAAAGAUUACGUAAAAAUAGUGGAAGUGAAAGUAGUAGCAGGAGAAGCUCCAAUGACUUAUAUGACAGAUCAGAAGAGAGAAGAAACUCUGGUGGAUACGACAGCGAAAACGUUGAAGGGUCCGGUAACUCCUUAUUAAGAAGAGUUAAGAGUUUGAAAGUGGGUAGAAAAUAA
Debaryomyces tyrocola is the source of this 1053-nucleotide messenger RNA. The record is from the annotation of a GenBank genome assembly. Lineage: Eukaryota; Fungi; Ascomycota; Pichiomycetes; Serinales; Debaryomycetaceae.